UAUUUUUAUGAAACUGUAGGAGAAUACAAAGUGACCUUGCUGAUAUACAGUGGUCUUCCUGAUCCUGUUUGGACGAUUGGUUCUCAAAAUGAGAAGUUCCAACAAAUAAAAGAGCUUCUGGACAAGGCAAGAGCCAAAGGCAACAUCUUCGGUUACAAAAAUAUUCCUGCUCUUCUUGGGUUCAGAGGUUUCUUAGUACAACAAUCAGGAGCACAUGGAGAAGAACUGAUUUUAGGCAAAGAGACAGGGGACCUGCAAAAGCUGCUGCUUGACACCAUGCCAAAAGAGUCGAUAAAAGACAACUUGCGCCCGAAAAUUUUACGGGCCAUCGAUUUAGGAACUGUCUCGCCUAAAGUGCCUGAUGCGACCCAAGAUUCUUUGGCUCCAGUCAGUUCUCAAGUUCCCAGCAAAGAAGACAAGAGCGGUGUUGGGGUGAUACAACACUAUGCACCUAAAUAUAACCCGGAUAGGUGGAACAAGAUCCAAGUGAUCCUCCAAAAUAACAACUGCUACAACUACGCAAACCAAAAAAUCACCAACAGCUUUGCUCAGCCUGGAUAUGCCAGCGGCUAUAAGCCGUACCCAUAUCCCAUGACUCCAGGAAACGUGAUUAAGGCCUGCGAAAGUGACGGCUUAGUAAAGAUGGAUGUGGAUCCAAGUGCUCCUUGCCCCGAAGCACCACCACAACCAAACUGCUUGAUAGCCCUGUUUGUUGCUGAAAGUAAGAGUGCCUACCUACCCCUCCCCCAAACCAACAUUAACACUUACUUCUCACUUAGGGCAAAAUGUUGGCUUAGGGGAGGGGUAGGUGGGCUGUUUCGCAGAAAUGUAUAGUGAUCCGAAAAUUAUCACUUCUUGAUUCUCCGGAGUGACCAUAAACAAUCAUUUUUGUCUCCUCCUUUUCUCCAUCCUUCAGUGGCACGGAAGAAACCCGUGGGUGAGAACCUGCAUUUUCCCAAUACAUAGAUGGUAAUAAGCAUUAAUUUAGGCUAUUUAGAUCCUUAUUUGCUGAAGAAAAGAAAAACACAUUUCAACUUUGAGAAAUUAGCGGAAUUCCGAUUGUGUUGAAAUUGUAUUAUUGUAGCAAUAAAAAAUUUAUAUGAUUUUUAACAUUGGCAUUUACAUUGCAGUUGAAGUGAUAAGAGGUUAGAAAAUAAGAACCUGUUUCAAAUUUUAAGCUGAAGAGGUUUUUGUAUUGAGAGGGCCUAACUGGCAAACUUUAAAAUCCAGGUCUUACUCAGUCGCAGGUUUUUACUGUACUUCUGUAUACCGUUAUCAUUCAGUUUGGAAGCUUCUUGUAGUAAUUUCGUCUUUAAAAAAAUGAAUGGAAACCCCACACCAUCAUGGACUGUAAGCUAAUUAACGAGAACUUUCGUAAUCUCGAAUGGUGGGUGACUAGAGUUCAGUGAAGGUUUGAAUGGGCUGUUAACCACGCUGAAAAUACAUUAAUUUGCUUAGAAAGGAGCUAACUAGUGCGGCCUCUUGAAUUGUAAUCAGGGUAUUGAAGUUUGUGCGAUUACCGACAACAAUUGAUAAGGAAAAUUAUACUAUACUUGUGAAGAAAAAAGUCUAAACAAACACAUUUCUUUAUUUUUAGAGGUGGAUUACCAUUGUUAUCGCUUGGAUAGCAAUGGAUUCUGGUCUCAAAAGCUUGGAGCAAAUACAGUUACUGACCUUGACGGAAAAGGAAACAAGAUCACUGACCCAAGGAAAGCUGUCAAUCUGCCGUAUGGUCCCGAUUACAAGUUUGUUACUUUCAUGAAGAUCGUUACAAAUAUUAUUGAUGGACCAAUUAGCCCAUAAUCUCAAAAGGCUGAGUUUUUAAAGUUUCAAGGAACUUUUGCAGCAUAUGAACUUUAGGACUACGCCAAAAUUUUAAAAUUGUCUCUUUUGUCAUUCAGCAAAAACGUAAAAUAGAUUUUGACUUUUUAACUUAUAGUUUCAGUACAUGAACUUUAUCGUCUUUUCGCCAUUUAUUAAUUUAACAGCAUCUAUUUUUAAAGAUUUCAUUCAUAUAUUUAUAAUCAACGACAACAACAACAGUAACCUUUAUUUGCAUGACUAUAAUUUAUAUAACCUUACAGUAUUGCAAAAGGUAUACGUGAAAUAAGAACGAAAAGAGAAAGAAAUAAUAAUUACGAUAUAAAUAAAUAAAUAGAUAAUGAAUAAAUAAUAAUUUGGAGGUAGCACAUCCACAAAGUGGUUCUUCGUCUACCUGAUUCCUGGUCGAAUUGGAAUUUGGAAAUGCUGGCUUUUAAGGAGAAGGGAAAACCGGAGUACCCGGAGAAAAACCUCCCGGAGCGAAGGAGAGAACCAACAACAAACUCAACCAACAUAAUAACAGAUAA
This is a messenger RNA of Porites lobata, 2348 nucleotides long. NCBI's taxonomy places the organism in Eukaryota, Metazoa, Cnidaria, Anthozoa, Scleractinia, Poritidae. The record is from the annotation of a GenBank genome assembly.